Messenger RNA from Aspergillus japonicus CBS 114.51, 720 nucleotides. RefSeq lists its product as uncharacterized. The transcript has a single exon. Lineage: Eukaryota; Fungi; Ascomycota; Eurotiomycetes; Eurotiales; Aspergillaceae. The coding region runs from base 173 to 598 and encodes 141 amino acids. The record is from RefSeq and is a predicted model, not a curated record.
AGGGCCCUGGCCUCGCCUCUUCAAUUUUAGCCUCUGUCUCUUGUUCCCCAUACCCAUUGCCUGCUACCUUAGUAUUAGCUACCACCAGCACUUUGCUAUUCUAUUACUGUUGAGCUUUUCAUUUGCUGUCUCUUCCAUCAGCUGUCAAUGCCGAUGAUCUCGUUUCUUAUGCAUGCCCAGGCGUUUCCACUGUCGUGUCUGGCCUAUUUCCCUUUCCUCUUGUCUGUCACUCCUGGUCUUCACGAUUGAUUUCAAUGACUUUCAUCUCCUGCCUCUGUCGUUUCUUCUUUCUUGCCGCUUGUAUACCUUGUGCCUAGCCAUCACCUUCUCACUACCACAUUUGUUGGUCUACCUGCCAGCCUGGCACACCUUCAGAAGGCUUUCCAAACGCCAUUUGACAUAUAAAGUCACCGUCUGCUAUCCCCGUCCCCAAACCACUUUUCCAUCCUGCCCUUCUUGUUUUGCAGCCUCUCUUCGUCCACGGCUCACUUGUUGGACUGGUUCCUACCUGUCAGCUUCCUAUAUUGCGACUAUCUUGGAAGCACCCGGGGUGCCACGAGCUUUCGCUCCUCGCACUGAAGCUUUCUGGCUCCUCUGAACCGUCGCUAUCCUCGAGGCUCAGAAAACAACACAGACGUAUCCUUGGAUUGAGCUUAUCCACCUUGUUCGAGGUCGUUCUUCUACAUUCGCUGGAAAUUUCACAUCGCGUACGGUAACCCG